Rhopilema esculentum is the source of this 1429-nucleotide messenger RNA. RefSeq lists its product as uncharacterized. Gene Ontology annotation, biological process: regulation of actin filament polymerization; negative regulation of apoptotic process. The record is from RefSeq and is a predicted model, not a curated record. Gene Ontology annotation, cellular component: clathrin-coated vesicle; apical plasma membrane; sarcoplasmic reticulum. NCBI's taxonomy places the organism in Eukaryota, Metazoa, Cnidaria, Scyphozoa, Rhizostomeae, Rhizostomatidae.
UGUCAACAUUUGAAAUUAUGAUGCAACCAAAUUGAUCAAACCUGGGACUGAAAACAUAAGUUACGAAAAAUGGUUCUUGGUGAUCUUUUCAGUGGAUUGUUUUCGAAAAAGAACAAACCAGAAGAUGACAGGAAUAAUGACACUGGUGUCACUGGCUUGCCAAGAAAUAUUGAAAGUGAUUUUCUGAGGCAAAGUGAAGAAAAGAGAACUGAAAGGCAAGAUCACAUGUACAGGGAGCAUCCCUGGGGCCAUUCAAUGCCGUCAUUUCAAAUCUAUAUAGAUGGAGAGGAGGAUAGAGGAAAUGAACAAGACUUUUUCAAUUUCUCCCAUGAUUUAUUUCACCAGUUUGAUGUAAUAAUGAAAGAUAUGUUCCAGGGAUUUGACAGAUUUCAUGAUGAUCAUGGGUUCCAUGAAUUUAGAGGCCUUGAAGAUGGCUCAGACAACAACACAGAAAAUGAAAGCCAGGGUUCAAGUAAACUGAGAGAUAAAAUGUUAAAAGAUCCUGACAGGGAUGAUUUUAGCUUCUUUAAAAGUUUUAAGAUACCUUCUUAUGAUGAAAAUGAGUUGGAGCAAAGCAACCCUAGGACAAUGAUGGAUUGGUCAUGGACAUUUCCAUUUGAAAAUAAUAAAAAACUCCCCAAGAUCAAUGAUUACAAAGACCAUGAUCUUGAUCAAGAAAUUCAGUCUGGAAAAUCAACUAUUGAAGAUGUCUUAAAUAAAGGAGCAGCUGAGCACGCGGUUCCUGAUGACAGAAGUCUUAUGACACAGAAGGGAUCUUCCUUUGGGUCAUUUUCCAGCACAGUAACAAGAAAAAGAGCUGAUGGGAUAGUUGAAUGUCAAAAGACAGUUAAAGACUCAGAAGGAAAUGAACAGGUAACUGUUAUACGAAAAAUCGGCGAUCAAACACAUAAGAAAAUUACCUCGAAAGAUAGCACAGGAAAUGAAGAAGUAUUAGAAGAUCUCUUAAACAUGGAUGAAGGUGACUUGGAAAAAUUUGAAGAAGCUUGGGCUAAGAGCGAAGUGAAAGACGAGAGCAUCCCACCAGCUUUAUGGAAGAAUUUUGACGGUCAAGGUGGAUUUUUGGGUGGCAGUUUGUUCGAAUCGGUCAAGGACUUGUUUUUUCCUCGGAACAAUGAUGACUGAGAACAGAGUUAUAAGCUAUAGAAUAAAAGAUAUAGAAUAAUAAAUUUUGUACAUGAAAGAAAAAUAUUAAUGUAAAUGCUUCCAUUAUAUCUGAAUGCGUGAUUUCUUUUGCGUAUAACAAACUUUAGACGUAAUAGUUCGUUGCUUGCUAUGUAAUGAUCUAUUUUAUAUUUAAUAAUUAAUUCUUUAUUACAUAAAUGUAUUGAAUAAGCUUGUUAUUUAUGAGUGAUUUUUUAAGACGGGCAACCAGAAUGAAAGAAAUGCUGCUUAUCAUUAUAAGAACUAA